CCCUGAAGAGGAUGUUCCUGCUCCUGGUCUUCCUGGUGGCUGUUCUACCAGUCAACACUGAAGGAGAGGAGAUUAUUGGUGGUGUUGCGUCUAGUCCACACUCCCGCCCUUACAUGGCCCAUUUGGAGAUCAGACUUGAAGAAGGUUACACAGCCACUUGUGGUGGAUUUCUCAUAACCCGCCAAUUUGUGAUGACUGCAGCACACUGUAAAGGAAGAGAAAUCACUGUCACCCUUGGAGCUCAUGAUGUGAGCAAGAGAGAAUCCACACAGCAGAACAUAAAAGCUGAAAAACAAAUCAUUCAUCCAAACUACGAUUCCAAUUCCAAUCUCCAUGACAUCAUGUUACUGAAGCUUCAAAACAAAACAGAGUUAACUCCUGCUGUGGAUGUAAUUCCCCUGCCUGGUCCCUCUGACAUUAUCAUGCCUGGGAAAAUGUGCUGGGUAGCUGGCUGGGGGCGCACUGGAGUGAAUAAACCUCCAUCAGAUACCCUGAGGGAGGUGAAACUGAGAAUCAUGGAUAAAGAUACCUGUAAAUACUAUCCGAAUUAUGAUGAUAACUUCCAUGUCUGCGUGGGAAGUCCCACAACAUUAAAAUCCAUAUACCUGGGAGACUCUGGGGGACCUCUAGUGUGUGCUGGUGUGGCCUACGGUAUUGCAUCUUACAAUACUCUUCCAGUUCAAAAGCCCCCUUCAGUCUUCACUCGAAUCUCCUCAUACAUGCUCUGGAUUAAUACUGUCUUAAAGGGCAAGUAGCUGAAAAGCCUGACCAGCCUGAGUCAGAGUCUCCAAGAGUGAGUUCAUCUGGUACCUAUUGAGUUCAACACAGCCUUUCCCCAGCCUGUC
Messenger RNA from Grammomys surdaster, 845 nucleotides. Its product is annotated as mast cell protease 4-like. Gene Ontology annotation, molecular function: serine-type endopeptidase activity. Gene Ontology annotation, biological process: proteolysis. Gene Ontology annotation, cellular component: intracellular membrane-bounded organelle; cytoplasm. Bases 12 to 755 code for a protein of 247 amino acids. NCBI's taxonomy places the organism in Eukaryota, Metazoa, Chordata, Mammalia, Rodentia, Muridae. The transcript is spliced from 5 exons. The record is from RefSeq and is a predicted model, not a curated record.